AUGGAAGAACCGGGAAAUUUCAGCGGGUCGACAACUACAAGCGGCAACUCAGAGUUAUCUACUGGAGAGAAGAUCACUUGUAUCGUACUGUACGCUAUACUGAUGGGUCUGAUAGUCGUAGGAAAUGGGCUACUUUUGUUUGUAAUCAUCAAGGCAAAGGAACUGAAGAGAAGCAGCCGCAUCUUUCUGGUCUCACUGACUGUGGCCGACCUCUUCGUUGGUCUUGUUGUUAUACCCUUGGGCGUCGUACCGCAGUUCAUUGGCAUGUCAAUCGGCAGCAGUUGGACCGCGCCUGACCGGUUCUGCGAGGCGUUACAAUUCCUGGAAAUCUUCGCCAUCAGCGCCUCAGUCUUAGCGGUACUGGCCCUGACUAUUGAGAGGUAUCUGGCCGUGGAGAUGCCGCUGAGGUUCCGCUCCAUGCUGACUUCUCGUCGGGCGUGCAUCGUGGUUGCUUGCUCCUGGCUCAUGAGCUUAUGUACGGCGUCCGUCCUCAUUAUUCUAUCGGUGGUAAGCGAGGGUCGAUUCGUAGUCUUUGACGGCUCAUCGUCACUGUGUGUCAUCAACAGACUAAGUGGGGUGGCUCUUUUCAUGUUUGUGGACUUCAUCAUUGUGUAUUUCCUCAUACCACUAUGCGUCACUUUCCUCGCUUCGAUUCGCAUUCUGUACAUCGUGAAGAAUCACACCGCGUACCAGAAGCACGCUCCUGGUCCAUCCCACUGCCAUUGCACAUGCAGACAGACCGCAGUAGCGGGCGUGGCCAAAACUUUGUCCCCUUGGUUGUGUAAUGGACUUUGCCGCGGACUUUGCAAGUGUUUCCUUCGCAAUAAGAAAGCCUUGGUCACCGUUCUCAUUCUCACACUUUCCUAUGCAGCCUCCAGUGUUCCGUUUGUUGUUUGUAUGUUGUACAUGAAGCUUUCCUCCCAUAAUGUUGAACGAUUCAUUGUUGAACUUGCCAACUGGUCAUUGUUCACCAGCUGUUUCAUCAAUGUCAUCGUGUACACCAGACGAAACAGGGCGUUCAGGGGGUCGGUCAAGCACCUUCUAUGCGUACUACUCCCUGUGAGACGCAGUACUGUUAAACGAGACCCAAUUAGAUCGCAAUCUGACAACAUGAAUGUCAGUUCCUCCACUCAAGAUACGCACUUGUAA
Patiria miniata (bat star) is the source of this 1149-nucleotide messenger RNA. RefSeq names its product beta-1 adrenergic receptor-like. Gene Ontology annotation, cellular component: membrane; dendrite. The coding region runs from base 1 to 1149 and encodes 382 amino acids. Gene Ontology annotation, biological process: G protein-coupled receptor signaling pathway, coupled to cyclic nucleotide second messenger; chemical synaptic transmission. Lineage: Eukaryota; Metazoa; Echinodermata; Asteroidea; Valvatida; Asterinidae. Gene Ontology annotation, molecular function: G protein-coupled serotonin receptor activity; neurotransmitter receptor activity. The record is from RefSeq and is a predicted model, not a curated record. The transcript has a single exon.